UUAAUCCGUUCGUCACGUCGCGUGUACACAUCAUACACACACGCGCGCGCGCACACACAAACACACACACACACACACACACACACACACACACACACACACACAGUCGUGAUGUUUUAAAAUUUCACGUCAAAAAUAAUAAUAAUAAUAAAAAACCGUUUAUUUUUUUAUUGUUAUUAUUAAAAAUUAUUAUAUUACCGCUUAAUGAGUUGUUAUUAGUUUUUCGUCGCGAUGAACGGCCGGAAGAAGACGUGUCCGUCGUCGUAGUGCGCGGUGUCGCGGUCACAUCACUAAUAACAAUAACAAUAAUAAUAGUUAUUUUUUAUUGCGAUAAAUUAUUAUAUAGUUCGCCGGUGUGUAAUAUCAACGUGUAGUGCGUUCACGUGCGUGCGUGCCAAGCUGUGCGUUCUUGCGAGCGCGUUUCCCGGCCGCCGCGUGCAGUGCGGAUCGCGCGUGGAGGCGGACCCGCGGUAAAUGCGCGUGGCCGCGGUCGGCCACCGGUUGCCGGAUGUCGACGCCAUGGGAACAGCUGAUCAGCUCGACGAUGACGCCGACCACUGCGGUGGCGGUCAAGCUGGCCGUCACGGACGAGCCGCCGGAACCGACGGAUCCUAACGGCACCGUGUUGCCCGGCGGUUCGGCGGCCGCCACCAACACGACCGGCGGCAUAUUCGGCACCCUGCACAGGCACAUACCCAUACUGUCCAGGCUGUCGUUGAACAAGUCCGACAAGGCGCACUGCAGGUACAGACAACCAAGAUUCAGCUCUAGGAGACAGUACAGACGAGUAGUAUUCAAGCACGGUGAAUGUAAUGUUGUUCAAGGAAAAGUAGCUAAAAGAAGAAGAAAAUAUUUACAGGAUAUAUUUACGACACUCGUUGAUGCUCAAUGGCGAUGGACGUUGUUAGUGUUUUCAAUGAAUUUCAUGCUCAGUUGGUUAGGGUUUGCCAUUGUAUGGUGGCUGAUCGCACUAAACCAUGGAGAUUUGGAAUUCUCGGUAAGGGAUAAUAACUCAACGUGGGUACCAUGUGUUCGAGAAAUGUAUUCUUUCACCUCGUGCUUUCUGUUCAGCGUCGAAACUCAGCACACAAUAGGUUAUGGUUCCAAACACACAACCGAAGAAUGUCCUGAAGCAAUAUUCAUUAUGUGUCUACAGAGCAUAGUAGGCGUUAUGAUCCAGGCAUUUAUGGUGGGCGUAGUGUUCGCUAAGUUAUCCAGGCCGAAAAAACGAACGCAGACACUGUUGUUCAGCAGAAACGCUGUAAUAUGCCAAAGGGAUGGCAUUCUGUGUCUCAUGUUUCGAGUAGGCGACAUGAGAAAAUCGCAUAUUAUUGAGGCACACGUUAGGGCACAGCUAAUAAAGAAAAAAAUGACAAUAGAAGGUGAGCUGUUACCGUUCCAUCAACAGGAGCUUAAAGUCGGCGGUGACGGUGAAGAGGACAGGAUAUUUUUCAUAUGGCCUACGACUAUUGUUCACAAAAUUACUCCACAGUCACCGCUGUAUAUGCUUUCGGCUGCCGAUUUCUUACAAGAGAAGUUUGAAAUUGUUGUUGUCCUAGAAGGAGUAAUCGAGUCAACGGGAAUGACGACACAAGCUAGGUCAUCGUACCUACCAAAUGAAAUACUUUGGGGACAUAGAUUUGAUACAUUAGUGUCAUUCAAAAAAGAAACCGGCGAACACGAAGUGGAUUAUAGUUUAUUCAAUAAUACUUAUGUUGUUGACACGCCGCUUUGCAGUGCACACGAUCUGAAAAAGCUCAUUUCGCUUCGGGCACAUACUGAGAUGCACCAUAUGCAACCCCUGGAUCACUCUACCAACUACAGCGACCCGUCGGACAGUACUUCUGGGUCUAGGACUUACAAGCCCCGUAGUGAACUACAUGACAAGCAAUUGUCUACCAGUGACCUGAUGAUGGCCCAACUGGAGCCGUUCCUCAUAAAACCCGGUGAACUGCCCGGGCCAGAAUCAUUCCUGUGACGAUUAAUGAUCUACAACGAUCAUUUUCUGCCGCCUAAGCUGAACGCUAGAAUCGCCAUCGUUUUGUAAUAAGCAGAGGCAUCCCAAUCAUCUUCCACUCCCAAAAUUAUUGUGAUCUUCUUAGACGUUAUUGGUUAUUAUAAUUUAUUGUACUUUGGUUUUUAAUAAAAUUAGUUAAUUUGA
Molecule: messenger RNA, 2161 nt
Organism: Rhopalosiphum maidis (corn leaf aphid)
Lineage: Eukaryota; Metazoa; Arthropoda; Insecta; Hemiptera; Aphididae
Product: G protein-activated inward rectifier potassium channel 3-like
Exons: 7
Coding region: 509-1978 (489 amino acids)
Biological process (GO): regulation of monoatomic ion transmembrane transport; potassium ion import across plasma membrane
Cellular component (GO): plasma membrane
Molecular function (GO): inward rectifier potassium channel activity
Source: RefSeq, a predicted model, not a curated record